This is a messenger RNA of Lasiodiplodia theobromae, 2199 nucleotides long. Its product is annotated as Sel1-like protein. The transcript is spliced from 2 exons. Gene Ontology annotation, molecular function: protein binding. Bases 1 to 2199 code for a protein of 732 amino acids. The record is from RefSeq and is a predicted model, not a curated record. Lineage: Eukaryota; Fungi; Ascomycota; Dothideomycetes; Botryosphaeriales; Botryosphaeriaceae.
AUGCCUUCCGACCGCCCGAAUGACUUGGACCUCCGCCCCGGUUCGCAGGAGUCGAACCGGUCGCGCCAAAUGCAAUUCCUAGGUGACCUGCCGUCGCCGCGCACCGGCGAAGUGCCGCCUGCGCUGUCGCCGCUCGAUGCUUUUGCAAUGCAAUCGCGCCUCUUGGCCAAGAGAUUCGAGGAGGAGAAAAAUGGCCGCCGCAUCAGCAGACUGCCCCCUCUGACCAUCCAGAAUGAAUUUGGCAAGCAGCGACAGCAGGGCUACUUCCGCUCUCGAUCCGCCGAGCGCGACGCAUCCGACAGACGCUCGCCCGAGGAUGAGCACGCCACGCCGCAAAGCGCAAAGGAGAUCACCCCCGUCAACCGACCCAUGUCGCAACACCCGACCAUCUCAGACGAUUUCGGGGGUCCCAUCUCGCAAUAUGACCCCAAGCUCUCGCCGCUAGGCGAGGAAGAGCGCACCCCGGCCCUCGCCCAAGAGCCCGGAGACUAUUUUACAAUCCCCCGCGCUGCAUCACCAGAGCCUAUCGAGCCUCCUGUUGCGACCCGGGUUGAAGAGGCUACUCCCAAUACACCAGGAACCAGGAAUGGCCCCUGGAGUUAUCCCCGCCCGCGCCCACAGCGGACCCCUACUUUGGAAUCGACUACCUCCACACGGUCAGAUGGCAGAGGCUUGAUGCCUCCCAGGUCACCUGGCCCUGCUCGCUCGCCGCGGUUGGUUUCGCCGACCAUCCGUUCGGUGAAGAACGACAGUGCAGAUGAAGUUGAGAAUAUGUCGUUGGGUGGAUCUUUCGAUUCCCUGCCUCCUAGGCAGCUAUCUUCGAACACGAGCUAUUCCAGGUCUCACUCUCCCGCUUCUCCUUACCCACCGUCUAUCCCCCGGUCACCUUCCGUGUCUUCGGAAUGUUCCUACAGCAGCCAAAGACUCCCUAAGCCAUCCUUCAACUUCUCGAGACCUAGGCCAUCCCUUGACGCACGCCCCUCAACAUCUGAUCUGCGGCCAUCUCUGGAUCACAGGCCUUCGUUUGAAAGAGCGAGGACUCCCUCAAGACAGGCCUCUGGAGAUGGCUCUCAACGUGCCCCGUCCCGCCAGGAAUACGAAGGCCAUCAACUCCCAUCAUACGCACAUGAGCAGGUCCACACUCCUAUCAGCAUGGCAAGUGACGAUUACAUGAGUGCAAACGCCGACGGCCCUGCUCCUUCGUACAUUUAUGCCAAGUAUGCGUUGCCGCGUGGACGGACUUUGGACAGGGAGUCUCUUUGUGCGCAGGAUUUCAUGAACGAGCAGAUCAGAUGGGAGGAUGGCGCACCGCCAGCCGCUGUCAACGGAGAGCGGCCUCCCUCUCCACCUUCUCCCCCGAAAACAGCGAGUUCAGAGAGGUACUAUGACAGGACGAAGUCUUUCGACAUCCCUCGCCCUUCAUCGCCCUCUGCUGUCUCCAGCAACAGCACGCUCAAGCCUCAUCACUCGCGCCCUUCAUCAUCGGGAGCAGCUACGAGCGUCACUGCCGGCUCUCGCAUCGCCGAUAUGACUCCGCAAAUGCAUUUGGAGAAGGGCAUCGAGUUCCACGAGAAAGGAGAGGUGCAGAAAGCAACUUACCACUGGCGUCUGGCUGCGAAGGCUGAAAUUCCGACUGCCAUGCUGCUCUACGCCCUUGCUUGCCGGCAUGGCUGGGGCAUGCGUCCCAACCCGUCCGAGGGUGUGAAGUGGUUGCGCAAGGCUGUCGAUGCUGCGCAAUUAGAAGUUGCGGAUGAUGAGGACCUGGCAACCAAGGGCAAGCCUGGCCCUGACGUGAUUGAGAGGAGGACUCACAAGGCACAAUUCGCUGUCAGCGUGUAUGAAUUGGGCGUCAGCUACAUGAAUGGUUGGGGUAUUCAGCAGGAUAAGGGUCUCGCACUUCGGUGCUUUGAGAUUGCAGGCAACUGGGGCGAUGGUGACGCCCUAGCCGAAGCCGGCUUCUGCUACCACGAGGGGAUUGGCUGCAAGAAGGAUUUGAAGAAGUCAGCCAAAUUCUAUCGAAUGGCCGAGGCCAAGGGCGUGAGCGUAGCAGGCAACAGCUGGAUCCACAAGGACAAAUACAAAGAUGACGAAGCAGAAGACGAUGGCAGAGGUCGCUCAACCAGGAAAGAUGCCGACAAGAAGGCGCGUGACAAGUCGCGCACGCGUGCGCUCUUCAGCCGCAAGAAAUCUAUCGCGUAA